Molecule: messenger RNA, 3516 nt
Organism: Canariomyces notabilis
Lineage: Eukaryota; Fungi; Ascomycota; Sordariomycetes; Sordariales; Chaetomiaceae
Exons: 3
Coding region: 1-3516 (1171 amino acids)
Biological process (GO): protein phosphorylation; intracellular signal transduction
Cellular component (GO): cytoplasm
Molecular function (GO): protein serine/threonine kinase activity; ATP binding
Source: RefSeq, a predicted model, not a curated record
AUGAGUAGUGCCCUCCAAACAGUGCCCGUUCAACAGACGUCAGUAUCAGUCCUCCAUACGCCGCCCCUGGCUCCGGCACCGCAGUCCAAUCGACAGCACUCGUCCACCCUCUCAUCUCCGAUACGGGAAGGCCCCGGCUAUCAUGCAAAUCAGCAGCCCUCAGGAACAUCUCCAGCAUCAUCAUCUCGACACUAUUCUCGCGGACCCAGCGCCAGCAACGACUCGCAGCUCGUCGCAAAUUCCCCGAUGAGUUCCCGCGCUGCCGUCGCCUCGCCCGUGCCCGUGCCUGUAUCGUCGGCGGUAGACUCUCCCGACCAGCACAAUCCAACAAAACGAAACAUGCCUGCCGCGGUUCCUCCCCGGACGUCCAGCUCUCGACGCGCACAAACGGGGGAGCGCUCCACCGACUCGCCCCGCCGGACCCACGCCGAUUCGAAUCGCGAUGCGAACAGCAGGAUAGACGGAUCGGACGACGGUGCAGUGCAGAGCUCGCGCAACAGACGAGCGAAUCAAUCGUCACAAGAGCAACCGCAUCGUUCGAACGGUACCCGAGACGGACGGGCAAACCCUUCGACAACAAUGCCCAUCCGCUCACCGCCUUCCAACUCAACAUCGGCCAAUGGCCCAUCGAGGGAGGCAAGUGAAAUCCUCAACAGCAUCUUAAUAUCCCAACCAGAGGUCGACAUUGAACGAGAAAGAGAACGCCUUGCCCUGUCCAAGCCACAUCAGGAUGCAGACGCGCAAGACGAUGAUGCCGCGCCUCCCCCUGUAAUCGGUAUGGCGGACAUGGGGGAGGAAACUCGGCGUGGUGGAAAGAGCCGGCACGACCAUUCUAGACGCGAGAAGCAGACCAAGUUUGGCGAGUACAUCCUCGGCAACACCAUUGGCGAGGGAGAAUUCGGGAAAGUCAAACUGGGCUGGAAACAAGAAGGAGGCGUGCAGGUCGCCAUUAAACUCAUCAAGAAGGACCAGCUGGGCAACAAUCCCUCCCGCAUGGCCAAGAUUAUGCGCGAAGUCGCCAUCUUGAAGCAGUUGACCCACCCCAACAUUGUCAGGCUACACAAGAUGGAGGAAUCCGAGAGGCAUUACGGCAUUGUCCUCGAAUAUGCCUCGGGAGGUGAACUGUUUGAUUACAUCCUAAACCACCGAUACUUGAAGGACAAUGCUGCUCGCCGGUUAUUCGCCCAGCUAGUCUCCGGGGUUGGUUAUCUGCACAAAAAGGGGAUUGUGCAUCGCGAUCUCAAGUUGGAGAACCUGCUGCUCGACCGCAACCGUAACAUCAUCAUCACAGAUUUUGGCUUCGCCAACACGUUUGACCCCAACGAGGAAUUAACCGAGGAGGAGGAGAUGAACCUGACGGACCGCGAGUUCGUCAAGCGCAUGGGACUCGACAAGAUCAAGGCCAACGGCUCCCGCAAGGGUGAUCUGAUGCAGACCAGUUGCGGCAGCCCCUGCUACGCCGCUCCCGAGUUAGUAGUUAGUGACUCGCUAUACACCGGGAGGAAGGUGGACGUUUGGAGUUGUGGCGUUAUCCUGUACGCAAUGCUGGCUGGAUACCUGCCUUUUGACGAUGACCCGGCGAACCCCGAAGGAGACAAUAUAAAUCUCUUAUACAAGUACAUUGUCAACACCCCGCUCACCUUUCCCGAAUACGUUACGCCCCAUGCCCGCGACUUGCUCCGGAGAAUCCUCGUCCCCAACCCGCGCAAAAGGGCCGACCUGUUCGAGGUUGCCCGCCAUAGCUGGCUCAGUGAGUACGCUCACGUCGUCGAGUUCAUCACGUCAAGCACCACGAGUCCUAGGGACAUUCAGAACACCACAGUCCCCCCAGAAGAUGAGGGAGACACGCCAGGCCUUGCCAGGAGCGCCUCGGUGCGCGAGUCGUCAAAGAAGACGACUGCCUCUCCUCAGAUUGGUGGAUUGGUAAGCAAGCAAGGCACUAUCGAUGCCGAGGCAGAAGCUGCGUACGCCAAGCAGCAGAGGGACAACAAGCGCCGUACCGUGCAGGUGGAAUAUGUUGCGCCAACCACUGCAACCCAGCGCGGCGAGCCCGCAAACGCACAGCCGUCCGGUGGGCGGACGCGUGCUCGCUCAGGAAGUCAGGGAGCCGUAGAGGUCACCCAAGCGGGCUCGUCGUCUUCCCCCAGGGACAAGCCAUUACCAAAAGAACCCCCUGUUUCGAAGGAGACGUACGGCAGGACAGCGGUUGCGUCGAGAAGACCGCCGAGCUCUCACCGCAACGCUAGUUCAUCUGCCGCCGCCGCACGGGUCAGCCGUGAUACCCGGGCCGUAUCCGAUGGCACGCUCAUGGCGACAGGGCCGAGCUCUAGCGCCAGACCGACGACCGGGGGCUCGAUGCAGUCAACCAGCUCACGGGGCCCAGGGGCGGGCAAUCGGACUUCUUACAGCCAGCCAGUACCUCCAGAGCUUGCUGAUACAAAUGCGCACGGGAGGAUCCAGCAGCCGCCCAAGACGGCGAAUAGUUACGCCAUGUCCUCGUCCUUCACACAGGAGGGGCAAGGCUCCGAAUAUGGCCGACCAAGCAUCAGCGUUCCCCCGAAGUUUGCUAGAUUAUCGGGCUUUGCCCGGGAAGGCGAAGGGGUCUCUGCCAGUGUUAGCAGCACUCAAGGCUCAGAAGUCAAGGGCCACAAACGAUCGAGCACAAUGGGCGAGAUUAGCGGGAAGCUUUUUGGCCGAAGCGGGUCGCUGUUCGGAGGCAGGCGCAAGCGGACGGAGCAGCAACAGGGCGGGGAGAAGGCUAAGAGGUACCCGCCUGUAAGCAUGAACAACUCCAUGACAGCAGGCGAUGAACCCAGGACGUCGAUGGACUCGAAGCGCUCACGCAAGUCGUUUUCCAUGGGACUCGGCAAGAAGACGUCUGGCAGCAUAGCAGGGUCUCAGACCUCGCAGGAGAAGCAAGGAAGGCGCUUCUCUUUUAUUCCAGCAUCCUUCUCGCUCAAGGCAAUUGGAAUCGGCAAGGACGAGCCGCAGCCGCAGCUGGAUUCGCAACAAGACCUGCCUAUCCAAGAGCCGCCGACAGUCGACGAGUACGGGCGCUAUGUAAGCGAUAACGUCGACCGAGAACAUGUCGACGCAUCCACCUUGGAUGGCAUGUGGGCGCAGCUUCAUACACCGCAGCCUACGGCCGACCCUUAUGGACGUCAACCAUACUCCUCUGGCGGAUACGGGCGUCCUUCAGCCGUCGAGGGUUAUAUGCCGCAGACCAUGCUAAACACGGCUUCGGACGCUUCGGUAGAUCGCAUGCGCCGCCCGCAAGGUUCUGCGCCCCAGCUUCCGCCACUUGCCCACCAGGAUGCGGCGUACGAUUCGCCGCGGGUUGCUGGCGGCAUCAAACCUGGCCGCGGUGUACUGCAGAAGAACAAACGGUUCGUCGAUGCGUGGGAUACGGACGCGUAUGCGCGAACUCACGACCAUUCGGGAAGCAGCGGUCCGGCACGGAAGGUUAUGGAUUUCUUUAGGAGGAGAGGAAAAGCCAGGGGCGGCGAGACGGGCUGA